AUGAUAAAAUUUUUACUUAUAAAUAUAAUAUUAUUGGUUUUAAUUAAUAAUUGGGGUAUUGUACAAUUAGCGUUGUUUUUAAUAUGUUUUUUAGUGUUUUUAGGGUUGGGCCAUGAUUUUUAUAUAUUUAAUUUAGGAAUACAAUUAGGGACAGAUUAUUUAAGUAUAAUUUUAGUGAUAUUAAGGGUUUGAAUUGUUGUACUUGUUAUUUAUAGAAGUCAAAUAGUAAAAAAGACAAAUAAAUUUAGUUGUUUAUUUUUAUUUUUAAAUUUAAUUUUAUUAUUUGCUUUAGUAAUAACUUUUUGUUCUAUAGAUUAUUUAAUGUUUUAUUUAAGGUUUGAAAGUUCUUUAAUUCCUACUCUAAUUUUAAUUUUAGGUUGAGGAUACCAGCCUGAGCGAACUCAGGCUGGUAUUUAUAUAUUAUUUUAUACAUUAUUUGCUUCUUUACCUUUAUUGGUGUCUUUAAUUAGGUUGUAUAUAGUGGGGGGUAGUUUAAUAAUAGGGUUAGCUAAAGUAAGGGAAUCUGAGUUAGGAAUGGUCAGUAUUUUAUGGUAUUUUUUUACUAUACUGGCAUUUGUAGUAAAACUCCCUAUGUAUUUAUUUCAUUUGUGGUUACCUAAAGCUCAUGUUGAAGCUCCUGUAGCUGGUUCAAUGAUUUUGGCAGGUGUUUUAUUAAAGUUAGGUGGGUAUGGUUUAAUUCGUGUAUUAAGAAUGUUUACUGAAGAAAAUAAAAUAUUUUCUUGAGUGUGAGUAGGUAUUAGUGUCUUAGGAGGUGUUUUUGUUAGAAUUUUAUGUUUACGGCAAGUGGAUAUGAAAUCUUUAAUUGCUUAUUCUUCAGUAGCUCAUAUAAGAUUAGUCUUAGGUGGUUUAGUGGUGUUUAGAUGAUGGGGAAUAAAUGGUGCUGUUAUUAUUAUGGUAGGACAUGGAUUAUGUUCGUCCGGUUUAUUUUGUUUAUCUAAUAUUAUUUAUGAGCGAUUAGGGAGUCGUAGUUUAUUAAUUAACAAGGGGUUAUUAAAUUUAAUGCCUUCUUUGGGUUUAUGGUGAUUUUUAUUAAGUAUUAGGAAUAUAGCGGCUCCUCCUACGUUAAAUUUGUUAGGAGAAAUUAAUUUAAUUAUUGGAAUAGUAAGUUGAAGAAAAGUAAGGAUAAUUGGGUUAAUUGGUUUGUCUUUUUUUAGGGCAGCCUAUACUUUAUAUUUGUAUUCGAUUAGACAGCAUGGGACGUUUUUUAGAUCAUUGUAUGCAUGUUGUUCUGGUAAGCUAAGGGAGUAUUAUGUUUUAAGUCUCCAUUGAAUUCCUUUAAAUUUAAUAAUUUUAAAGAGGGGUUUAGUUUUACCUUUAAUUUAA
Molecule: messenger RNA, 1344 nt
Organism: Procambarus clarkii (red swamp crayfish)
Lineage: Eukaryota; Metazoa; Arthropoda; Malacostraca; Decapoda; Cambaridae
Source: the annotation of a RefSeq genome assembly